UUGUGGAUGAAAUUUGUCCUGCGAAGCUUUCAGAGCAGUCCGGGGGAGGCUGGGAGCUUGGUGAUUUCCAGGGACCGUGAACAUUAAUUCAGGCAGACCAGUGAGACCUGCCUUGCAGGUUACAAAUUGGUACUUUAGUUCUGGCUGAUGCUAAUUACUUUAAUAUAAUUAGUGUCUUCAGGUACCGCUGGGAGGGUUGAAAGCGCUGCAGACAGUAAGUGAUCCUCCUUCCUUGAGGUUGAGGACUCCAGGUGUAGAUAAACCAGCUGUUCCUCUCCAAUGGGUUAUUUUGGGGGCUGAAGCCGCAGCUCAGAGGGAUUUACCCCAGCAGUGGGAGGUUUUCCUGCCCUCUUCUCUUGCCCCCAUAUUUUUGAGACCCAAGAUCUGAAUCCAGUUCCAGUAGGUCCGCGCAGGAGAUGAAGCACAUGGAGAACAUAUCCAGCCUGUUACAGGGCAGCAGUCCGGGCGAGUAUCAGCGGCUGGAUCCCAAAUUGGAACGAGAGGCGAUCGCAGCUCCCGGGGAGCAGCCCUGGGAGAUGAUCAUGGACAAGAAGCACUUUAAGCUCUGGCGGCGGCCAAUCGAGGGUACCCACUUAUACCAGUACCGAGUGUUUGGGUCGUACACAGAUGUGACUCCCAGGCAGUUCUUCAACGUACAGCUGGACACUGAAUACAGGAAGAAGUGGGACUCACUGGUCAUCAAAUUGGACGUAAUCGAGAGAGACUUGGCCACUGGAUCAGAAGUGAUUCACUGGGUCACUCAUUUCCCGUACCCUAUGUACUCACGAGACUACGUAUACGUUCGACGGUACAGCGUAGACAAAGAGAACAACCUGAUGGUACUAGUCUCACGGGCAGUGGAGCAUCCAAGCGUCCCUGAAGACCCUGAGUACGUUCGCGUCAGAACCUAUGAAUCCCAAAUGGUCAUCCGUCCCCACAAAACCUUUGACGAGAACGGUUUUGACUACUUGCUGACCUACAGUGACAACCCUCAGACUGUGUUCCCCCGUUACUGCGUCAGCUGGAUGGUCUCGAGCGGUAUGCCGGAUUUCCUGGAGAAGCUGCACACGGCAGCGCUGAAAGCCAAAAAAAUGGAGAUCGAAGUGCGGGACUAUAUGUCUGCCAAGCCCAUUGAGAGCGGCGGCAGCGAGGGGAAGGCAAGUAUGGCAGCAGCGGAGCACAAGAGCGAUGGUACCUGCAGCCCUGCCCAGCUGGAAUAUGCCUGAGAAGCCAAACCUCCGCUCCUCCGGCCCUGGGACGGGGAGCCGAGCUCCGGAGAGGGACCUGUGCUGUGCCGCUGCCGAUGGAGCUUAGUUCAGUUUUUUUCCCUCCCCGUCUCAUCUCCAAAGCUCUGCUCCCUCUUCAGGAUGGGGAUGCUGUCCCCCACGCCGUGUGUGUUUGUGGCCAGGCUGAUGAAAUCUCAUGUCGUGUAAUCAUUUUUCUGUACCGGUAAAUAUUUCCCCUCCCCGACAGAAAAAAAUACCCUAAAAAAAAAAAAACUUUUAUCGCGGCACGGACAGCCUCCCCCUGCCCUGCCCACCCCCUCCUUUUCUCAUCCCUCUUCGGACUCUCGACCCCAAAUAUUUUUGGGUCUUGCUUUUGUACGGCGGCAGUUGGAUGAGGAUGUUCCACGUCACCGUUUCACGGUGGGUUUUAUUUCCCCCACCAAAAGACCCUUCAACCUCCUCGGCCCACGAGGAGGGGUUGGUUGUUACUGGGGUGGGCGGCCUGAACUGGUGGAACUGGGGGAAAAAAUGCUAUUUUUGGGGUGGUUUUUAGCUGCUGGUUUGUUGUAGGGGAGGGUAGAGCUUGUGGGAUUGGGGCGGGGGGCACCUUUCUGCCGGUGCUAACCUGGGUCACCGCGACCCCCCCACCGUCGUUUGUGGUGUUACCGGGCUGAUCCCACUGGGUUGUGGCACGAGGUGGGGGGGCAGUGAAAGCUGUAGGAUCAGCAAAAUACUAAUAAAUUAUCUGUCCUAGCCACAGCCAUGGUGGCACCCCCUGGGAUCCUAAUUAGCAUCCCACGUUAAUGAACCCCUCUGGGAUCUGACGGAUGGGUCCCUCUCGCACCC
Haliaeetus leucocephalus (bald eagle) is the source of this 2072-nucleotide messenger RNA. It is a transcript of the gene STARD7, whose product is annotated as StAR-related lipid transfer (START) domain containing 7. The record is from RefSeq and is a predicted model, not a curated record. The coding region runs from base 417 to 1226 and encodes 269 amino acids. NCBI's taxonomy places the organism in Eukaryota, Metazoa, Chordata, Aves, Accipitriformes, Accipitridae. The transcript is spliced from 8 exons. Gene Ontology annotation, molecular function: lipid binding.